Camelina sativa (false flax) is the source of this 940-nucleotide messenger RNA. Its product is annotated as peptidyl-prolyl cis-trans isomerase CYP19-4. Gene Ontology annotation, cellular component: intracellular membrane-bounded organelle; cytoplasm. NCBI's taxonomy places the organism in Eukaryota, Viridiplantae, Streptophyta, Magnoliopsida, Brassicales, Brassicaceae. The record is from RefSeq and is a predicted model, not a curated record. Gene Ontology annotation, biological process: protein folding; protein peptidyl-prolyl isomerization. Gene Ontology annotation, molecular function: cyclosporin A binding; peptidyl-prolyl cis-trans isomerase activity.
UCCAAGAAACAACUCCGGCGCAUGUUAGCUUCGUUCAAGUGUGAUCAUCAUCAAUCGAUCGUUUACUUACUUACUUACUACUCUGUUUCGAUUGAGAAGAAGAAGAUGACGAAGAUGGCGAGAGCAAGCUCUAUUCUAUUUGGAACUCUCCUCCUUCUCGGAGCCGUAGCUUCAAUCGAGGCAAAAGAAGAUCUGAAAGAGAUUACUCACAAGGUUUACUUCGAUGUCGAGAUCGACGGCAAAUCCGCUGGUCGCGUUGUUAUAGGACUAUUUGGCAAGGCAGUUCCUAAAACUGCAGAAAACUUCAGAGCUCUGUGCACAGGGGAGAAAGGUGUUGGGAAGAGUGGGAAGCCUCUACACUACAAGGGAAGCAAAUUCCAUAGAAUCAUUCCCAGCUUUAUGAUCCAGGGAGGUGACUUCACACACGGAAACGGUAUGGGUGGAGAAUCAAUCUACGGUCAGAAGUUUGCAGAUGAGAACUUCAAGCUGAAGCACACUGGGCCAGGUUUGCUUUCGAUGGCUAACUCGGGAGAAGACACAAACGGUUCACAGUUUUUUAUUACAACCGUGAAAACAAGCUGGUUAGAUGGAAGGCAUGUGGUGUUUGGGAAAGUGGAGCAAGGAAUGGAUGUUGUCUACAAGAUUGAAGCUGAAGGAAAGCAAAGCGGAACUCCUAAGAGCAAAGUCGUUAUUGCAGACAGUGGAGAACUUCCUCUCUAAACCGUAUACCCAAAAACCCUUCUUCUUCUUCAGGAUGCGAGUUAGUUUAUAAUGUAAACAUGUCCCAAACGCUACAAGAACAGAAUCACUUUUAAGUUUCAAAGGUUGGUUUCAUUAAUAUUGACUUAUAGAGAGAGUUUUUGCUUUUGUUUUGAUUUUCUGGUGGUGUUGUUGGGGAAUGUCAAGAAAUUCAGAAUAAUGGUAUGGUCAUCCUUAAGUA